Molecule: messenger RNA, 1106 nt
Organism: Phaethon lepturus (White-tailed tropicbird)
Lineage: Eukaryota; Metazoa; Chordata; Aves; Phaethontiformes; Phaethontidae
Product: vascular endothelial growth factor D-like
Exons: 4
Source: RefSeq, a predicted model, not a curated record
CUCUUUGAGAUCUCGGUUCCCUUGACAAGUGUUCCUGAGCCCGUGCCAAUCAAAAUUGCCAAUCACACAGGUUGUAAGUGUCUAUCAAAUACCCAGCGCCACCAGUACGCCAUCAUACGAAGAUCUGUCCAGUACCCAGAAGAAGAUGGAUGCCCCUUUACCAACAAAAUUUGCCAUAAUGGAUGGAUCUGGGAUAGUGACAAAUGUGAAUGUGUUGUAGAUGUAGAGCACCCCAACAGACGAGAAGGACUCCCUCCUCUUGCUGAGCUGGCUAUGUGUGGACAACAUAUGGAAUUUGAUGAAGAAAACUGCGAAUGCAUCUGUAGACAGAAGUGUCCUACAGAUUUCUUUCAAAGUAAAGAGAACUGCAGCUGCUAUUUGUGUAGGGAGAGCCGGGAGAGCUGUGCUCUAAAGCACAAGAUAUUUCAUGCUGAAACCUGCAGCUGUGAGGACAAAUGUCCAUCACAACCCAGAACAUGUCCAACUGCAAAACCAAUGUGUUCCAGGCAUUGUCGUUGUCCGAAGGAGAAGAGAGGUUCUCAUGGGUCUCAAAGCAAAGAAACUCCUUGACUGAGCUUCCCCUAUUCUCCAGAAGGUCACUGCUUUGCAAAGUAGCUGUCACUGACUUUCAAACAAUAGUAAACACAAACACCUUCCACAUUAAUAGCAGAAGAAUGAAUCCAGUCUGCAUUUAUUUAUUAGAAUAAUCACUAACUGCAGAUGAAUCCUCUGGGACAUUGAAAAUUUUUCUCUAAGAGGUAACGACAACCGAUGAAUUGCUGGCUGCGUGGAAGAAAGAGUGGAAAGAGCCAGUUCGAUGUUAUGGAAGAUGAAGCUGGUACAUUGGUAACAGAGCCACAGUCACCAGCCCGUCCUUCAGAAAUUGAGACUAAAUAAUCUUAGCCUCUGAAUCCUUAGCUAAUGCAGCUCCUGGGUGAAAGUUUCUUCAGAAAUUCAGUGUACAGGAUUUGGCUUCUAAUAGGUUCAGCACUGAGUUAUUUGUUCUACUGUCCAGCUUUGAUUAUCAUUUUGAGUUUAUUGUACAACUACUGUCAGAUGUGCCAUAUUUAAAUGUAUAUAAGAAAAUAAAUACAUCAGUUAUUCAA